CCCUUUCACAGAUAACAUGGCCUCAUCAUUACCCUCUCUGGUUGUAGUGAGGAGGUGCCAACCUGAGCUGGUAACUCCUGUUAUACCCACUCCUAAUGAACUUAAACCACUAUCCGAUUUAGAUGAUAGAUACAGCUUGCGUGUCCACGUCCCAGUGAUACAAAUUUAUCGUAACGAACCAUUAAUGGAACAGACAGACCCAGUUGAAGUGAUUCGGAGGGCACUGGCAAAAACACUUGUCUUCUAUUACCCAUUUGCGGGUAGGCUUAGGGAGGGUCCUGGUCACAAAUUGAUGGUGGAUUGUACAGGUGAGGGAAUCUUGUUCAUUGAGGCUGACGCAGACAUAACACUUGAUCAGUUUGGUGACACUCUUCAACCUCCAUUCCCAUGCUUCCAAGAACUUCAAAUUUUCAUUAUAAAAAAUGAAUGUACGUCACUCCUUUAUAAUUUUGAUCUUAUUAAUUUGUUGAUGUUUGAUGUUAAAUGAUGAAAGGUGACACGUCUUAAGUGUGGUGGUUUCAUCCUGGCCUUCCACUUCAACCACGUGAUAACUGAUGGGGCUGGUAUUGCACAAUUCAUGAGAGCGUGGGCUGAAAUGGCUCGAGGUGCAUCCGAACCUUCCAUUCCACCCGUGUGGCAUAGGGAGCUCCUAAUGGCAAGGGAUCCACCUCGCAUUACAUGCAACCAUCCUGGAUACGAAAUGCAACUCCAAAACACCAAGGAAGGGACCAUCACUUCAUACGACAACAACAAGGUUCUUCGAUCCUUCUUCUUUGGACCCACUCAGAUAGCUGCCCUUCGUCGCUUGCUUCCCCAUCACCUUCAGCAUUGCUCCACAUUUGAUGUCAUCGCAGCGUGCUUUUGGCUUUGCCGCACAAAAGCAUUGCAAAUAGAGGCACAUGAGGACGUUCAAAUUAAGUGUUCUGUCAAUGCACGUGCUAGGUUCAAUCCUCCGUUACCUGUUGGUUAUUAUGGUAACGCUGCUGCAACCCCCGCAGCAGUCACCACUGCAGGGAAGCUUUGUGAAAAUCCAUUUGGUUAUGCUGUCGAGUUAAUAAAUAAUGUGAAAUGUGAGAUCACAGAAGAGUAUAUGCAUUCUCUGGCAGAUUUAAUUGCGAUUAAGGGACGAUACUCGUUGACAAAUGAAAGGACGUCUUGUUUUGUUUCAGACUUAAGACGCUUUAGUUUUAGAAAAACUAAUUUUGGGUGGGGCGAUGCUGUGUAUGGUGGACCGGCCAAGGGUGGGGGUGGGCUCUUAGCAACCACUCUUAUCCCCUAUAAGAAUGCAAAAGGAGAAGAAGGUAUAUUAUUACCAAUUUGGUUACCCUUCGAAGCUAUGAACAUAUUUGCCAAAGAACUGAACAUGCUUCAGAACCAAAACCAUCCUAAUGGAAGUGGCCCUCAUUUUGUCAUGUCUAACAUAUAGUUUGUA
This is a messenger RNA of Cajanus cajan (pigeon pea), 1432 nucleotides long. Its product is annotated as benzyl alcohol O-benzoyltransferase. The record is from RefSeq and is a predicted model, not a curated record. Lineage: Eukaryota; Viridiplantae; Streptophyta; Magnoliopsida; Fabales; Fabaceae.